UUCUUUGGUUUAAACUUGAAAUUUUUCGAAUUCGCUUCACUAGGACUGGGAUCUAGGUCGAUACUCACGAAUCCGAGCGAAUUCAAGAAGAAAAAUUUCUAUCAUCAGGCUUCCGGUUUCGCAAAGCGUUAAGAACAAAGAGAAUCUCGCGUCGAUUCCCGAAAGGAGAGUUUAGAAAGGAAAGGCGCGAGGAAAUGGAAGUCAUUAGGACAUCAGCCCUGAAGUUGGUCUGCCCACGCGGCGGGUCUACGUGCCUGCUAAAAAUAUCAAAACGCACCGUGAUCGAGUAUCGAGACCGAGACAGCGAUUUCCUAUGCGCACGUGUUUCCCUUCCAUAGAUUGCUCUUCUGAAACUCCAAUUACGAAAUGAAAAGUGAUCAUGAUCUCGAGGUUCGAAUUCAAUAUUCCUGUGAAAUUUGCGGCAAAGGAAGAUUGCCAGCGUCGAAGGAAAGCGACGAAAUUCGGGUCGAUUCGAUUAGGUAUAACGCGUGCAAGAGGAACGAAGUCGGGUCUCGUCUGGUCGUGGAGGCGAACGUGGUCGCAGGGACAACGAUCGGCGGGAGAGACGCAGACCGAAAAUAAACUCACCGCAUUUCGUCCGUCUGUCCGUCCGUCCUUCUAUCUUCCUUCUUGCUUCGAACCAUACGAGAAUAAGGCAAAAUGGUGGUCGGCGAGGCGAGCAUACACAACAUUAUGGGAGGUAUGGAGAGCACCGGAGGUGUGCGACUUCACAAUCACAAACGGAAGUUGAAGCAGAGGUUCGACAUCAUCAAGAAGCUCGGUCAAGGUACAUACGGUAAAGUCCAGUUAGGGAUCAACAAGGAGACCGGCCAGGAGGUGGCGAUCAAAACGAUCAAGAAAUGUAAAAUAGAGACGGAGGCGGAUUUGAUCAGGAUACGAAGAGAGAUUCAGAUAAUGUCGAGCGUCCAACAUCCGAACAUCAUUCAUAUAUACGAAGUGUUCGAAAACAGGGAGAAAAUGGUACUGGUGAUGGAGUACGCGGCCGGUGGCGAGCUGUACGAUUACCUGAGCGAACGGAAAAAAUUGACCGAGCAAGAGGCUCGCAGGAUAUUCCGUCAGAUAGCCACCGCCGUAUUCUACUGUCACAAGCAUAAAAUCUGUCACAGAGACCUGAAGCUCGAAAACAUUCUGCUGGACCAAGUUGGGAACGCGAAGAUAGCCGACUUCGGUCUGUCGAACGUGUUCGACGAGCAGAGGCUGUUGAACACGUUCUGCGGCAGCCCUUUGUACGCCAGCCCGGAGAUCGUCAAGGGUACACCUUACCACGGUCCCGAGGUCGACUGCUGGAGUUUGGGUGUGCUCCUUUACACCUUGGUAUACGGUGCCAUGCCCUUCGACGGGUCCAACUUUAAACGACUAGUCAAACAGAUCUCACAGUCCGAUUAUUACGAACCUAAAAAACCCUCUCCCGCUUCUCCCCUCAUCAAAGACAUGCUGACCGUUCGCCGGUGCAAGCGAGCCGACAUCGAAAAGAUUUGCACUCAUUGGUGGGUAAACGAAGGGUACGAGCAGAAUUGUCUGGACAUCGCUGAGGAACUAGCGGCCCAAACACCCGUGCGACUUGACCUGCUCCUCUCUUUGGUACCGCAAUCCGCUAGCGCGGAGAAGCUGGUCGUGGGCGAUCAGCAAACAGCCGGGGAUGUCCCGAAUGAUAUGUCUUCCGAAAAUCUAGUACCUACCAGAUGUCACUCUGUCGGUAGCUUAAUGGAACUGGAUCAGAAUAAUUCCGACAGGAGGAUCAGGGAAUUGCUGGAGGAAGAGCCGAGGACAGCGCCGAUCACCGGCGAAGCGAAGAGGAAACUGGAGACGACGCCGUCGAUGGACGAGACCGCUGCCGCCGGUGCCAAGCGGAAGGAACGGUCCAGAAAGAAGGAGAAACCGGAAGAGAGGGAACCGAGAACGUACAAGUCCGCGUCAAGGCAUCACUCAGCGCCGAUUCCAAACGCCAUCACAGAGGAAGCCAUGGAGGUGGACCCUACCGUGACCGUUCCUAUCAACCCGAGCGUCGAUCUGGACACAGUGGAAUCCUCGGCAGCUUGUCUGGAGUUGAUAAAAGAGUGCAACGAAAGGUUUCCUAGCAAAGAGCGCAGCGAAACGCCGGUCGAUGCUCGAAACGAAGCUGAGAAGAAAUCUUCCAAGCCCGAUGAGGCACAGAUGGUCGAUGAAGCGGCAAACGCGACACCCGCUCAACCUACGACACCUGUGUCCGAAUCGGUCACGGUAUCGGACCGGAAUGACGCGUCCGCCAGUAACGACGCGAUCAAUUUAGAAGCGACGCAGAGAGAAUUCAAGAAAUUGAAAGAGAAGGCACUGUCCCUUGACUCGGAAUUGUCCAGCGAAACUAGCGACGUCCCCGGGAAGACGUUCGAGAGGAGACGCUCGAAGAUAUUCGAAACCGCGGAGAAAUUCAAUCAAAUGGCGUCGAACGUGGACAACGAGAAACCGAAGAAGAUCUUCAUACCCGGGGUGAAUGUAGGAGGAGCGAAAAGGGUGUUCGAGAGGAAAGCUAGUCUAUCCUCAGCGAGUACACCUCCGCCAACGAAGCCCAGCGCUUCUAAAAUAAUCAUCGACGUACCUACGGAUGCGAAGAAGAAUGAAAAGGUGAAACAAGAGCCUGAAGGACAGGCAGAGGAGGAGAAAAAGAAUGAAGAUGCUAAGAAGCGAGCUGUGGAUAUAAUAACCGGUGCGAUUGGAAAGCCACCUGUGCAGAAGAGAGCGAACGGUUCUCCGCCGACUUCGCCGCCGAGUCAAGAACCCAAAAAAUUGCCAUUAAAGAUACCAGUUGGUACGAACGAUCUGCGCUCGGCUACCGUAUCCGUUUCCACCCCUGUCGAGACCAAAUUCCCCUUCGAAGAUAAAGAAUCGGACAGGAACAAACGCGCGACGAUCUCUACGUCCGUCUCCGGAUCCGCGAACGCCGAAUCAUCCAACGUUGACGAUUCCCAGGACGAGCCGAAGAUGUCCAGCAAAAUGGAGAUCACCCUGAAGAGCGCGACUUUACCCAGACCGCGGAAGACCACUAAGGCAGAGAUUUCUCUGUCGAGUACUAAACCACAGGAAAUUCCCGUGGCGUUCAAAUCGGAAGUGGAAGCAAAGAUCGACGCGUUCCAGCCACAAAAACUACGGACCCAGAGAUCGGAGGUCGCGUUCCCGGUUGCGGCUGCGGUGCCGCAAGCGAAUCGAAGCUCCAGCUUGGAACCAGAGGGCAGACCAAGGAGCACUGCACCCAAAGAGAGAAUAAUACCGAUUCAGGUAGAGACGGGUAACCAACAGACGGAACAUUCUUCCACACCACCGCCGUCGAAGCUGCCACCCAUGCCGCAGAGGUCGAUUUCUCAACGAUCGGGCUCGUUGUCUCGACAGUCGACCGCUGAUUCGGACACGGAUAGCGCUCUCGGUUCGACGGUUGGUCCGGAACCGAUUAGAAAGAGUCCUCGGGAGUACAUAAUACCGAUUGCCGUGGAAGGCGGAGGAUACGUGACUCCUAGGUCGGGCAGCGUAGAACCCGAGAGCAAGACUAGCACCCCGACCAGUACGAACGCUCCUCGAUCCAGGUUUGGUAGACCACGAAGAAUGAGUUCUCUUCUAUCCGACGCCAGCGAAGACGAAUCUCCCUUCUCUACGUUGCACAGGGACAGUGAAGACCUACUGCAGCGACACAUGCAUAGACUGAGAAGUUCACGUCCAUCGAGGCAGCCACCGGAACACGCUGACAGUCUGUCUUCCGGCGAAGACGACGACGACGACGGUUUUGAACUAUUAACCGCUGAGAAUCUAUUCUCCACGCUACUCUCUCGAGUACGAAGUUUGACGCAGAGGCUAAACGUAGACGAUAAUCGUACCACCGGUUUCCCGAGAUCUCGACUGUUCGAUAGACUAGGAUCGAACCCGUCGCAAGCUUUCUGGGGUCUCAAUAAACCGUUAUCGAGCUACCAGACAUAUGUCGAAACGAGGACCGUCACUACGCGAUUGUCGGAGUCACAGUUCAGGCAUUCUCUGAGCCGCGAGGGAGACGUCUUCUCGAGGAAGGACCCCGUGAACUCGUCGAAUCCGGCAACUCCGAAAACUCCGAACAGUCCAGGAUCGCACGGGACUCCGUCGAGAGAAACCGUGUUCGAUUCCGGCAACGUCACCUUACCAAGAGAUAAAGUAGAACGGCAAGACGUAGAAGCGGAGCCAGCGCGAGUCAGGAAAGAGACGCAGGAAUCUUUAGAGCAAAGCUUUACGCCGAGCUUGGCGAGGCGACUGAGCAGAACAUUGAUCGAACAGGAUACCGGAACCGGAUCACGAUCCCCGUACGAGACGCGAUGCGGAUCUCCAACCGGAGAGACGAGCAGUUUGCUGGACGCGUCCGAAGCCGCGGAUCGUUCCGUGUCAACCGUGUCGGAUCAGACGGAAUACAGGCAAGGAGCGGGGAGCAGAAGCGGCGUCAGAAGAGCGAACAGUUUAUUGGAAAGAUCGAUCGAGAGAUUGGGAUCCAGACGCGAGUCGCCCAGACGAAGCGUCAGCCUGUUCGAAGGGAACGGGGAUCGCGAGUACGGUUCCGAGGACAGAUACGCCGAGGGUGACGACUUCGCCGGCUUCUCGAAACGGACGGCCACCGGUCUGGACAAAUGGUACAAGGACGCCGCUGGUAAAAGAAACGCGAACAAACUUCGAAGGGAGAGCUUCCGUUCGUACCGUACGGACAAGAUCCAGGAGGAAACCGGGGACGGAGAUAAAUUGGAGUGCAACGCGGACAACGGUUCUAUCUCCGAGUGUACCUCAGCCUCGGUUUGCGACUCGAACACGAACCUCCUCGACGCGACCACUUCCAGCGUGUCGGCCAAGUCCUACGAGAGCUCCUCCACAGAGUCGAAUCCCUCCUCGAAUUUGCUCGACUACAAAUCUUCCGCCGCCUACAAGUCCGCCGAGCUUUCCAGGAACUUCGAGAACAGACUACUAGCGGCGGAGAACCUGAUCAAAGAGUCCAAGCUGAAGAACCUCGUGCCAACGGGAGAGGCGAGUAAAUUUGAUCGAAACUUGAGCUCCAGCUACAGAGACACAGACAAAUGCGAGAAGCGAUCGUUGAUCUCGAUAGGGGAGACGCUCCCUGCGACUAUUUCUAAACGACGAAGCUGUAUCCCCAGUUUGAGAUUGCGGUCCGGCUCGUUGACCAGGGAACCAUCGAGUUCCGUGGUCGAUCGAAGAAAGUCUUUCGCGGACUCGUUGGGCGUGGGGCUCGCCGCCCGCUCCGUCAGCCCGGAGAAGUCGCUGCUGAGUAAAUUGUUCAAAGGCAGUGGAAAUCGAGAGAACGAGGCGAAGGAAAAAGAGAAAGAAAAGGAGAAGACGCAGAAGUGUAAGCAACGAAGGAUAUCGCGUUUCCUUCGGCCAGACUUCUUCGAUACGCCUAGGGAAGAGAGCCAGUACGCGAAGGAGAAGGAGGCGCAGAAAGCGGCGGAAAACGAGCGCCGCAAGUCUCGGUUCAUGAGACGGAAAACGGAGAACGGCGCUGUGGUGGCACGGGAAAGCAGCGUCGAGCAGGAAAAGCAGCGCGAAAAGGAGCUGAAGAACGAGAUCAAUUCGUUGAAGAGGGACUCGCGGCUCUCGCGAGACGCGGAGGAGUCUUUCGAGGUGAAGAAGAACGGAGACGCGACGGAGGAGAGCUCAAAGAAUGGAUUCCUGCAUUCGUUGGAGAAGAAACUGGAGAAACUGCGGUCGAACGAGCAGUCGGAGCAGUCGGAGCAAUCGGAGGAGAAGAAGAUGGCGGGGUCAAACGCGACGAUGAACGGAAGAGUGGCGAACGAUAAUGCGCGAGAGCAUUCUGCCCCGCCCGCCGAAUCUUCGUCCAAGGAGCGUUCCUCCGCCAAGAGGGCCGUCAGCGUGGAGGAUCUCUCCUCGAAGAAGAAGACUGGCCAGAACUCGUCGAGAAGCAGGGUCUCGUCCGUUCUCGGUUUGUUCAAAAGCGGAGACGCGAAACAACCGGCGCGAUCGCAGAACGCUAUUCUAAGUAAACUGAAGAGAAGUCCGCCUAAAGCGACCAAAGCUGACGCGAGUCUGGCCGAGGAUACCGUUUCCACUACGAGCACCAGCACCAGUGCGAGCAGAAUACCGACUAAACUCGCGAAAUGCGACUCCAAGGCGACGAAAAAGAUUGCUGAUACUAAGAAAACCGAUAGAGGGGAAAAGAUGGUGAGUUCGGAUAAGAAAUCCCCGACGAAGGAGGCACCCAGGGCGAUAAGCGCGAAGGAGAAGAGAGCAUCCAGCGAGAAGGAGUCGAAGGAGAAGAUGGUAGAUCGAGAAGUGGAAGAGAAGGACUCAACAGCGGGAGAAACUGUGGAGAAACGAUCCCUUAUGACGAAAGCGAAGAAAACGACGCGGACCUCGGUGGAGAGUGGCUCCGCCGUCGAUGCAGAUAAGAAGGUGAAGAGAUUGGUGAAGAAGCCCGGAGAAAACUCGGAAGGUGAUUCCGAAGGAACGAAGAAGAAGAAGAUUGUUCGGGUGGCGAAGAAGAUCGUAAAGAAAUCAUCCGACACCAGUGAAGAUAAAACGAUGACAGAGGAAAAGGAGAAAUCCGGCAAGAUUCGAGCGAAGAAGAAGACUGUCACGCGGUCGGAAGUGAAUUCUGGAGAAUCGAACGGAUCUGAUUCUGUGGCAAGCAACGGGAAAGCCAAGGAGAACGGGAUAGAGACUCUAGAUCGAAAUGAAACGGCGGAAGAAACUAGGAACGAGCAACAGAAGAGUCAGGAAUCGCAACGGCCGAACCGAAGCAACCUGAAGCUGGACCUGUCGAAGAUCCCUCAACACUCCUUCAGGAACAGCACCCCCAAGAAGGACUCGCCGAAAUCUGAAUCGCCAAAGGUAUCCCCAAAAUCUACCGGUAACGACCCAGUUCCCGACAAGCUGAUGGAGUGUCUGUCGAAAGUGACGCACCGCGCCAGCAUCACCGGCAACAAAAUCGUCAUCGACAAACCCUUGCGCGCUAAAGAUGUGGCCGAACUGAAGCGAGAGGUGACCGAAUGCGCCAAGAUCAUCGAGAGUCACGCGCAGUCGGAGCCGGUAUCGCAGCCAGUAGACCGGGAAAUCGUCACGGAAGAAGUGGAAUCGAAGCGAACCGCGCCAGAGGCUAUUACCCCUGCGGUCCCGAUAAACGAUUCCAUGGAAAAAGCCCAAACUCCUAAAGAAUCUAUUACACCGAUCGAUUAUAUGAACGAGUUGUUCUCUCCCGUGGACGAGCCAGAGAGUUUCGACUCCUGGUCCAUCAGUUCGACCGAACUGAACCAUGCGAGGCCGGAUUUACACUCACCCACUUCACCCUCGCGUUUCCUCUACGCCAAGAGCGAUAAUCCGGACUCGGUAAUCGAGCGCAUACGCAGAAGGAGUUUCUACUCGCGAUUUAACGACAAACGGAGGCCGUCGUUAACAGCGCCACCCCCAGGACUGAGCCUACCUACGAGCGCAACGUUACCGAGGAAAUUCAGCUUCAGCGGACAUCGGGAGCAUCGGGAUCGCGGUAGCAAAUACGCUGGGACCGGAUUGGGAUUGAUGUCCAAUAGCAGGCACACCGGAGACAGAAGCUACAGUCUGUACGGUGACGAAGGUGUCGCGUUAGGACGCAACCGAUCUCUAGAUAGAUCUAGGUACUCUGACACCAGUCCGUACGUUAGUGACUUAAAGUCACCGACGGAACAUCUGCCAACGUUGUCAUCCUCUUACGAUCCGCUUAGGAGGUACUUAAGGUCACCUACCUUUGAUUUAUCCGCGUCCAGGUCGAGAUACCACAGCGCCGACUUCGCGGAUCCUGAUCUACCAGCUUACAGGACUCCUCCUCAUCUGUCCAGUUUGCUGCUCAACGACCAUGCCAUCGACACCCACGCCACUUCCUCUUCCUCCUCCUCUCUAGGCUCCUCCACUUUGCCCAGGAAGUACGGAAGCACCCACGCCGAGCCGAAGACCAUUCAGUACUACGAGGAACUACUGGCUCCUAGCAGCGUAGACUAUCUGACAUCCGCUAGGAGAUCACCGUUGUCCAGCGAAUAUCUGAACAGAUGCGAAAACGGAUAUUACAAUGGGAACCUGGAGGCGCAAUCGACGGACGCGAAACGGAAACCGAUGAUGGAAUUUACCGAUCAAUCGACGGAACAGAUUAGAAGCAAAACCGAAAGGGCGCGUUCACCUUCGACGACCACGGAAGCGGGGACCGUACCCACCGACGAUCACAGUUAAUUACAUUUUGGAAAAAUUAAAUCAAAGAUAAUAUGGACAUAUAGUUAAGAAUAUA
Molecule: messenger RNA, 8281 nt
Organism: Osmia lignaria (orchard mason bee)
Lineage: Eukaryota; Metazoa; Arthropoda; Insecta; Hymenoptera; Megachilidae
Gene: Nuak1
Product: Nuak family kinase 1
Biological process (GO): microtubule cytoskeleton organization; protein phosphorylation; intracellular signal transduction
Cellular component (GO): cytoplasm
Molecular function (GO): ATP binding; tau-protein kinase activity
Source: RefSeq, a predicted model, not a curated record